Pieris macdunnoughi is the source of this 2919-nucleotide messenger RNA. The record is from the annotation of a GenBank genome assembly. NCBI's taxonomy places the organism in Eukaryota, Metazoa, Arthropoda, Insecta, Lepidoptera, Pieridae.
AUGCAUAGGCUUAGAAAUCUUCGAAUAGGAACUAGACCACAGACGCUAUUCAACGACAAGGGAAAAUAUCCGACGUUAACACGAAUGUCCUACUGUCAAUGUCGGCUACCACGCGUUUUUACCAGCGUAUUCGAGCGGUUUGGUUGGACACAUGUGGCGUUAUUGCUUGACAAAUCGGAUCUCUUUUCACUAACAGUUGGUAAAAGUUUGGAAUGGGGCUUGAGGAAAGAGGGAGUGCUGAAAGCUGUUCGGGAAUUAGAUGGUAACGAGCGCGAAUCGUGUGAAGCUCUACUGCGGGAUGUCAGUAUGUAUGCACGAGUUGUUAUACUGAGUGUUCGAGGCUCGCUGGUCCGUGAGUUCUUGUUGGCCGCCCACUCCCUAGGGAUGACGAGAGGGGAAUGGGCUUUUCUUGACGUUGAGAUAUUUCAGGGUGGAUAUUGGGGUGAAACGGGUUGGGCAGCCGGCGAUGAACGUGAUGCAGCAGCCCGCGCGGCCUACGAAGCCCUACUUCGCGUUUCUCUCAAGUUGCCUACGGGAGACAGAUUUGAUGAAUUUGCGGAUACAGUACGCAAUAGAGCAAAACUGCAUUAUAACUACACUUUCUCGGACGGUGAAGAGGUAAAUUUCUUCAUCGGGGCUUUUUAUGAUGGUGUAUAUUUGCUCGGAAUGGCGCUUAAUGAGACUCUGACUGAGGGAGGUGAUAUUCGCGACGGAAGAAAUAUUACUCGCCGUAUGUGGGGUCGGGAUUUUCAUGGUAUAACUGGGCACGUGCGAAUCGACGCCGUGGGGGACCGAGAUGCCGACUACGCCAUCCUUGACUUAGAUCCGGUCACCGGAAAAUUUGAGGUUGUGGCAUUCUACCACGGUCUCAAUAUGAGCUAUAAGCCAGUAGCGGGCAAGGCAAUUCAUUGGCCUGGGGGUCGUCGCAGUCCACCUCCAGAUAAACCACGCUGUGGCUUCCUUGGAAACGAUCCUUUGUGUCAAGGAGAAGCACAGACUGUUAUAAUAUAUGGUUUUAUCGGACUCGCUGUGUUCUUUACGCUAGCGGUUACUGCAUCUUGUAUUGCAUACAAGCAGAUGAAAAUCGAUGCGGAAUUGAACAACACAGCAUGGCGUGUGAGACCUGAAGAGGUUCUUGUUGAAGUGGCCACUGGCAUUGGAACUACUCCCGUUCUUCACAGCAUUAAUGAGGUGCUAAAGCUAUCUCUAGGUUGGAACAUACGCAACACAAAUUCAGUCGGCACUCAGUCGAUAACAUUAUCAUCAUUUACCGUUGGUCUAUACAAGGGAAACAGAGUCGCUGUAAAGAAGAUACAUAGAAAGAAAUUGGAUUUAAAUAAAAAACUUUUGUGGGAGAUAAAACAGGCACGCAACGUGUCUCAUGAAAACACGGCACGCUUUAUCGGCGCAUGUGUGGACUGUCCGUUGGUGUUUAUUCUCACUGAGUACUGUCCUAAGGGCUCCUUGAAGGAUGUCCUUGCGAAUGAGGAGUUACAACUUGAUUGGAACUUUAGGACUUCGCUCGUACACGAUAUUGUACAGGGUAUGUGUUACCUACACAGUGGAUUAGGAGCACACGGCAAACUCCGUUCGUCGAAUUGUUUGAUUGACGGACGCUUCGUGCUCAAAAUAUCCGACUACGGGCUGAACACACUAUGCACGCCCACUGACUUGAUAAAGGAUGAUUCUUAUUAUUACAAAUUAUUAUGGACAGCGCCAGAACUUGUGGCAGGAAGUGUGUAUCCCGGCAUAGUGGCCUCGCUUAAAGGGGACGUAUACAGCUUCGGAAUAAUAUUAGAGGAGAUUGUGCUGAGAGCUGGCCCAUUUCACCAUUAUACUUCUACUAUGUCUAAUAAAGAAAUAGUGUCUCGUGUGUGUGCCCACGAGUGCCCCCCUUUUCGACCCGUAGUGGGGGUUACUGAACCAGCGGCUAAUGGGGGAGGGGGUGCCGCCACUGAGCUACUGGAACUGGCUGCCCGAUGCUGGGUAGAGUCGCCCGAUGACAGACCGACCUUUGAUGCUAUUAAUGCUAAUUAUAUUAAAGGCUACUGCGAUAAUCUCAUGGAUGAUCUUUUGAGCCGAAUGGAGCAGUAUGCCAACAACUUGGAAUCACUUGUUGAAGAAAAAACUGAACAGUUAUCGUUAGAGAAGAAACGGUCCGAGGAGUUAUUAUACCAGGUUUUGCCAAGGCCCGUCGCUGAGCAGCUUAUGGCAGGCGAAGUGGUCCAACCAGAGAGCUUCGAAUGUGUGACAGUGUACUUCAGUGACAUUGUAGGCUUUACCGAACUCUGCGCGGCCUCCACGCCUAUUCAGGUUGUGGAUCUGCUAAACGAUCUGUAUAGCACCUUUGACAGGAUCAUCGGGUUUUAUGACGUUUAUAAAGUAGAAACUAUAGGUGAUGCGUACAUGGUGGUAUCGGGUCUACCAGAACGCAACGGAGAUCAGCAUGCAAGAGAAAUAUGUCUCAUGGCCCUGGCCAUAGUAGAAGCUGUCAGGACUUUCGUCGUCCGCCAUCGUCCCACGCAUAGGCUUGAGGUGAGGAUAGGUAUCCAUUCUGGGCCAGUGUGUGCGGGUGUGGUGGGAGUGAAGAUGCCACACUACUGUCUUUUUGGAGACACUGUUAAUACUGCUAGUCGGAUGGAAUCCACAGGACAACCACUCCGCAUACAUCUAAGCGAAAGUACACGGUCACUUCUGGACCAAUGGGGUACAUUUGUGGUCGAGCGUCGUGGCGAUGUCGAACUAAAGGGACGCGGUCGAAUGCUAACACAUUGGCUGGUCCAUUGCUCGGAACCAGAAGCCCGUCUGGUUCAUGAACCACAACCACCGCCCCAGUACCCCAUUUUAUUCCCCGCUAUACAACCCCCAAUUAUACACACACCUUAUUUAGUAGUUGAACCGCCUACAAUUGCAGCUUAA